AUGCCAGAUAUUCACAUGUUGCAUUCCGCUACGUCUUUUGCGGCGCGACAUAAGCUGGAUUCACGGCAGGGCGUAGUAUUUAAGUCAUCAUUUCGCUCCGGGAAGGGGCUCAUUCUGGACAACUUCUACCUUGCCACCACCACAAUACACGUUUACUCCACAAGCCAGCCUUCUUCCAUUCGUAACCUCGCAUUCUUACUCAUCCAAUUCCCUAACAUGGACUCCCCAAAAAUCUCGUCCUCAAAACCCCCCUCCCGCUCCAACGAACACAUCCCCAACGAGCCCCUCUCCGCCCCAACCCUCCUCGCCCAUCUCAAUGAGAUAGAGUCCCUCGAAACGAAAAUCACAGACCUAGACGCACAAGCCCAAACUCUCUUCCGCCAGCUCAUCAUCAAACCGCAAACCCCAUCCACGACCGAAGAGCUCGAAGGAAUAGAACUAGUGCACACAGUCUACCUCGCCCGACUCCACAAGCUCGCAAAAGACAAGACAGAGCUCCUGAGCGUAUCGCAUCCCGGUCUCGCCGACUCCUUUCCCACCACCCCACCUCCCCCUCCCACUGCCUCUCGACGCGCACAGCAACUAUCGGACUGGCCCCACCUCAUCUCCCAACCCGACGGGCACUACACCGAGCUCCGCUGCCCGCACUGCCACGGCAACGGGCACGAAACCGCCGACGAUGGCGGCUUCGAGUUUCUACGCGGAGUGCCUGCGUUUUCGAACCACCUAGCGCAGGUGCAUGGGGUCCGGAUGCCGAAUGUUGCGGUUUUUAGGGUGUGUGCCGGAAGAGAGCUCAUACCGGCGGAGGUGGACGCGUUGGUAAGGGGGGGCUCGACGGUGCGGCCGGUGGUGGAGUGGCCGUGUGAGAGGGGGGGCGGUGGGGAGGUGGAGGCGCGGCGGGGGGCGGGGCAGCCUGGCGCUGACGUUGAUGCGGAGGAGGAUGUGGAGAUGAGGGAUGUUGGUGAGGGGGGUCGUGAGGUUGUUGGGAGGGCGCGGGAGAGGGGGUUGGGGGCGGCGGGGUUCAGUGGGUAUAGGCUUCGUUGGAGGAAGGGGUAG
Molecule: messenger RNA, 1056 nt
Organism: Mytilinidion resinicola
Lineage: Eukaryota; Fungi; Ascomycota; Dothideomycetes; Mytilinidiales; Mytilinidiaceae
Exons: 3
Coding region: 1-1056 (351 amino acids)
Source: RefSeq, a predicted model, not a curated record